AGUUUUCUCUUAUUUUAUGCGCGAUGCUCGUUGUGCAUUCAGUUUUGCUUGAUCUGUGGUAAGACACUGAGCGUUGAGUUUGUUUUGUUGAAUGUGCUCAGUUCGUAGUUUUUGUGAACCUAGUGCGACCGGCUCGUUCAACUUGCCAUCAUGUUAGGCCUAGGCGCGGUGAAGUUCGCCCGCAAGUGCGAGGUGCGCUUUCCGCAAGAAACCAAACGUGGGCUUGCCUUGCGAACUUGCCGUUAAGGGAAGCGAAAGCGCACUAUAAUUCGCACAUGCUUGACACGCGGUAACAUCUAAGGGUGUUCAUUCCCCACAUGCACCCAGAAAAACAGAUUGCCUCUUCAGUGUGCCAGAGCCCGUUUUGUUGGUUCCCCAGAGGAGGCGUGGAACGCCUGGAGGUACAGCUCAGACACUCAGGCUUUUUGCUUGGGUGCAGAGUAACAGCAAGACUGAAGAGAGUGAGGCCAUACUAGGGUUUGAGUGCCCUUGAGCAAGUGGAAACAGCAUGGCAUCCGUUGAGGAGCACCAGGAACUUGCAGUUGGCAGCAGUGAUGCAAGUGACGGUGAAGGCUCUGUUACUGGGAGCUUAGCUGGACCACAAUCACCCGAAGAACCAGAGAAUGCGCUUGAAGAGGGGGAAGCAGUGGCUGAGAGAAAGAGCGAGGAGGCAGCAGUGCAGGAAGCUGAAACUGUUACUGCUGCACCAAGCCACUCUCCUGGGGGCUGCAAUGAGGGGGUUGUUGAGAGUGAGGAAGAGGGCGCUGUUCAUAGCCCAGAGCCUGCACCACAACUGCACUUAACCGAGGACAUCAGCGAGGAUGCCAUGGAGGCAGCCCCAGCUGUGCCCAUGGCAAAAAAGUGCCUCAACAGCCGCUCUAUGGAGCCCCUGGAAGGAGAGCUGGACUUUGAGGAUGAUGCUCCACCGGAGUCACCUAGCGGCACCUCACUUCUUGACAAAGCGCCAAAUAAAGACGGCAAGGACAGCAAACCAAAAGUAAGAACAGUUUUUAUUAUCACCUUCUGUUCUGAGGAUCUGAAUCCAAUACACUUAAAUCUCGUUAUAACGAAGUCGAACGGGCGCCGAAUUCUUUUCGUUAUUACCAUUAGUUCGUUAUAGCCACUGACUAAUUAU
Dermacentor silvarum is the source of this 1135-nucleotide messenger RNA. RefSeq lists its product as uncharacterized. The record is from RefSeq and is a predicted model, not a curated record. The coding region runs from base 509 to 1120 and encodes 203 amino acids. The transcript has 5 exons. Lineage: Eukaryota; Metazoa; Arthropoda; Arachnida; Ixodida; Ixodidae.